AUGUCGUUGAGUAAAAUUGGUGGGCUGGCCAAUGGAUUUUUGGCUUGUUCGCGGGCCGGAAUCAUGUCCAAUCAGGCCAGAAAUGUUGUUCAUAAAAGUUUGCUCAGGUUAGUUGCGAUUUUUUAGAAAAUGUAAAAAGUCAAUUUUUUCGCCUAUAAAUUAUAUACAAAAACAAUUAGCAGCAAAUAAUUUCUUGAAAUUUGGGAAAGAAAACUUUUCUGAAAAAAUACACUUCUUGAAUUUUGUCGAAAAUGUUUUCUAACUGAAUUUGAUGAAUUUUAGAGCUUCGACAAGAAUUUUAAGGUCCUGAACAAAACGUUAUAUUUUGCACCUGAAAAAUGCGAGGUAUCCUGUAAAAAAUGGAAUAGAAAACACCGGAUCCGAUUAAUCUUGGAAACUGAAAAGUGUUGUGAUUUUGCAUUGUAUUGUAUUUACCAAUUAUAGGCUAUUUUUCUAGAUUACCAAGCGACCAUCCUGAACCAUGGGACUAUAAAAAAUUGGGUUUCAACUACAUCGAUGGAUUGAAAGAUGAUACACAAGCUCAUCUGAAUGCAAAUUCUCGAUUGAUUGUUGUUGAAGGAAAUAUUGGAUCGGGAAAAACUACAUUGGCAAAACAAUUGGCCGAACAAUUGGGUUUCCAUUAUAUUCCCGAAUUUAGAAUGGAUGAUAUUCUUGUUGAUCGAUAUGGAAAUGAUUUGAGAAACUUUUAUCAUUUGGUUAGUUUGAAAUUAGAAAGUUUAUAAAUGAAAAAUGGAAGAGGAAAUCUGAGCCCAUAUUUUUCUAGUUCCCUGAAAGAUAUCGUCUUCCCGACAUGAAAACCUUCUAUAAAAAUCCAAAUGGACAAUUGUCGGCUGCAAUGCAAGAUCGUAUUUUCAACAGUCGAUUCGAUCAAUAUUUGAAUGCUCUUGCUCAUAUUAUGAAUACCGGUUUGUUUUUCUUUUUUCUCCAAAUUCCCUAUUAAAAAAUCGAGAUUUUUAGGACAAGGAGUUGUUCUUGAGCGAACACCGCAUUCCGAUUUCAUUUUUGCAAAUGCGAUGAGAGACAAGAAUUAUAUUGGACAUGAAUGUGAGUUUUUUUCAGAAAUUUGAAAAGAAAAACGUUAUUUUUCUGGAAUUUUAAGAAAUUUCACAUCAGCAAAAAUUAAUAUUUUGAGUUUUCAGACUUCAAACACUACUACUAUGUUCGUAAAAAUGCCAUUCCUCAACUUCAUUUCUGGCCACAUUUGGUGAUUUAUUUGAAUACACCAGUCAAUAAAUGUUUGGAAAAUAUCAAACGACGUGGAAAUGUUGAUGAAAUUGCAACUGUUGAUGAGAAAUAUUUGAAAACUAUUGAGGAAUCAUACAAGGAUUCAUUGAGAGAAUUCAAGAAACACUCGAAAAUUUUGGCAUAUGAUUGGACAAAACCCGGAGAUACUGAUGCGGUUGUUGAGGUAACAUUUUUAGAGAAAUGAGCGAGUGUUUCCUAUAAUUCAAUUUUGCAGGAUAUCGAACGAUUGGAUUUGGAUUUCUUUGAAUGGCACAGCGGAGAAGUUAUGGAAGAAUGGAAUACAAUUGUUGAUGCUGUUGGAUGGAAUGGCUGGAGACAAUAGUUUGUUUUUUUUUCAAUUUGAAAAAGUUCUUUUGAAAUCUAUGAUUCCAAAAAACAUUUUCUCCCCCAUUUUCCUCUUCUUUCUAAUUCAUUUUGUUUUCAGUGCCACCUCAAAAUACGACGCCAGAAUGUUGGCUUUUGAUGGAAUCGACACACACGAAGUUGGAGAAUUGUAUGUGAAUCCACGUGACACUGGACACUUUUUGCAUGUAAUGAGAAAAGAAGUGUUGAAAUCGCCAUAUGGUUAUGGAUAUAUUGCCAAGAAUGGAGAUCAUCAAAAUGGAACCAGCAAUUGGCAUACUGGACAUCAUCUACCAGAACCAUGGUUUGUGCUUUUUGAAGAUUUGAAAAACUUUUUGAAUUUUAAUUACAUAGUAUCUAUAGGAAAAUUGCUCCUAGAAACAAAUACCCUAUUCUCAAUAAAAAAUGAAAUCUGAAUCUUGUAUGACUCGAGAAAGUGUAGUUUUUGUACAAAAAUGUGUUUCAAACUACAUUAAAAAAUAUAAUUUUUUAUCGUGUGACACAAUCGAUAACUAGAGAAAUGUUGAUAACUAGAAAAUUGAUUGGCAUUUAACUUUAUCUGAUAUUGAGCUCGUAGUCUAGAUUAUAUGAAACCCUCAAUCACAACCUCCAGCUUUAGCUCAAAGAUUUCAGUUCCCUAGGAAACCGAAAUUUGUUAUUUCAAAUCUGACAAAUUUUUAAUAAUAAAAGAUCAGCACAAAAUAAUUAUAGGUUAGCCGAAAGUUAGAAAUAAUUGGAAAAUGGAGUUUACUGUACUUACUAGAGAUUUAAAUUAUAAAAAAUCUGGUGUUAUCAAAAUGAAAUUAUUUUUGAAAUUGAAAAAUUCAAGGCUCAAAAAUUAUCCAAAAAAUGAGUUUUACAUGUUUGCAGGUAUGAAUACUAUUAUCGCGAAGCGUAUUAUGAUGAUUUGACAUCACACGAAACAUCACUUGAUUUGGAUUCAGAUUCAUACGAUCCGGAUUAUGUUCAUCAUCAUCAUUAA
Molecule: messenger RNA, 2590 nt
Organism: Caenorhabditis angaria
Lineage: Eukaryota; Metazoa; Nematoda; Chromadorea; Rhabditida; Rhabditidae
Source: the annotation of a GenBank genome assembly